CUCAGUCUCAGUCAGUCUCGGUUCAGCCGCGUCUAGAGUGUACUGUUGUGAGUGUUUGUGUCCCGUGCUGCGGCAUGGGGAGGGAUGCCGUUUAAAUUAAGCAGGAGGGACGGCCGGGCGGGCCUUCAGCCAUUAUGUGCAGAGGACACUUCCUCACAGCUUGUAUUGGACUACUCUUGAACUGGUACCACCAUGGACUUUCCAUUGCAACUGAACCUGGGUUUCUGGACUUUGACAACUUGCCAGAGACCAAUUUCUCUUGUGAAGGGAAGGUGAUUGGUGGUUACUACGCGGACACGGAGACAGGAUGUCAGAUGUUUCAUGUUUGUACCAUCGGUCAAAAAGCUGGUGUUGCAGGUGAAGUGACGGACAUCAAGUUCCUUUGUCUCAACGGUACAGUGUUUGACCAGGAGACUAGAGUCUGCGAGAGGCUGGACGAAGUUGACUGUAGCAAAUCCGAGAGCUUCUACGACCUAAACCUCGAGCUCUAUGGAAACAACCCUGCUGGCUUUGGGAUACAACCGGAGAGUGAGGAUGUUCCAGAAACUCUCUGUGAAGAAGAGGAGGAGGAAGAGUGUAAAACAGAGAAACCAGAGGGUCUAGUGAAGACUCCCACUGAACAAGCCCAAGUGUCAAGUGUUGAGAAGGAGGAGGAAACUACAACUCAGCCUUCGUCAUCCUCCACAACAUCCCGGAGACCUGUGACUUCUACGAGCUUCCCCAGCACAACUCCAACACCGCAGAUCCUCCAGUUCCCCUCCAGCUCACCAGAGACCAUCGCAGCAUUGCUCGCUCUGCACAACGCAUUCACUCAGAGUCUUCAGCAGCACGCAAACAGCAAGGAUAAAAUCAAUCCUCCAAAGAUCACAGGAUUUGUCGAAUCACUAAAUAGAGAAAAGGCUACACAAGAAGCACAAACAUUUGAAAUCAAGAAUGGUCAAACUUUUUCUUCGAGAGUGCCAACACCUUUCCCUUCCAAGACACAGACACAAUACGUUCCGCAGAGUUCUUCAAAGCCUCAGUUCCAAAAUCCGCCUGAAACACAGUUCCAAAAUCCUCAAAAGCCACAGUUUACUCCACUCAAACCACAGUUUCAGAACCCACCUAAAACUCUUUAUCAAAGUCCUCCUAAAACUCAGUUUCAAAGUCAGCCUAAACCCCAAUAUCAACCACCUAAACCUCCAGUCACUCAUCCUCCAACAUUCCCCAAACUUCACACCACUUCUGAGCGAUUUGGUAAUUUACCUUUCAGGCACUCAUUCCACAUCAACAGUCAAGUUACACAUUUCCAUGAACCAAAUUAUCAAGAUCAGUAUUCCGAUCAUGAAUCUCAACCGUCGUCUCAACCCCAGACUGAAGCACCAAAGCAGUACGAUUUUGGUGACUAUGAAGAUGAUUAUUACGACGAAAAACCUCAUUCUUCGACUAUUACACCUUAUUUGCUUCAUCAGCUAAAGGUCAACCAAGUACAGAGUGCCAGUCAGGCUAAAGUGAGUGAAUCUUCUAAUCACGGUAGCUUUGUAAGAGAAGUAUCUUCUUCGUCUAGUAAGCCUUUCAACGUUCCCUCGUACAGAAGUGUAACGACUCCUGAAAUCGCCAUCAUCACAGCCACGAGUACUACGUCUUCUUCAAGUGUGAAAACAGGGAAACCUCUCCAAAGUGCCAUACAGCAAUUCAAGAAAAAUCCAACAGGCUCAGGAUACGUUGACUCUUUGUUUCAGACCUCCAAUUCUAGUGAUACUGAACAUUACGUGACAGGUCCUCAGUCUUACGACGACUACAAGGAAGGAGAUGUACGCUCAGAUCCGUUCUAUAAAGAUGUGCCAAAAAUUUCUAGGAGUAAAAGAAACAUAGUGAAUGAUGUAGAUAAAGAAAACUCAGUGACUACGGUAGACUAUACAUAUUUAAGAAAACUAAAGGGCAAACUGUUAAAUAGUAUGUUCAAGUUGAAUAGUGAAGACGUGUUACAUGCUAUUUUAGGCGAAUAUUGCAAUAGUAAAGUUAAUUCUAGUGAUUUACUGUUGAAUUACUGUGCGAAUAACAAUCAUAAAAGCAGUGUUAGUGAUUACAAAUCCGGGGACGAAUGGGAGAUUGUACUACCAAAAGAAAACAAAGAUUUUUUGUACUUGGUCAAAACUAUUUCUAGUUCAACCGAGUCAGAAAAUUCCACAAGUAAUAUUUUACUAUUAGUUCACUUCCCAAGUGAAUUCAAGUCCAUCCGGGAUAGUAUUAUUAAGGGUUUGGAAGAUCAGGAACACUCUAAUAAGCUAUUAAAAGACGUACAAGUCAAUAGCUUAAAUAGUUCAAUCCACCAUAGAUUUAAGAGGGUUAAGAGAGAAAAUUUUAAGGGCGACAAAAGGAAAAGGAGUGAAAUGGCAAUGUGGAAAAAGUAUUUGAAAAAAGUCAUUCCAAAGUUAAAAAGGAGUAAAAGGCAGACACAAUCAAGUCCCUCUUACAAAAGUUCUGAGGGAGGCUCGGUUAGCGGCUCGUAUGACAGCCCUAGAGUGCGUCCAGUAGUAAGAGGUAGAGAAAGCCACACUCGCGAAAAUCAACAAAGAAGUCGAACAGUAGUAAGGAAAAGGCCUCAGUUUGUAGAACAAUCUGAAGAAACUGGGACUCAGCCAAUUCAUCAGAGGCCCACACAAAGAAGACUGCCUACCUCACGUACAGUACCAGUUCGACCUGUACUACCUGUAGAAGAAGAAGAAGAAAUUAAUGCCCAAAAAGAGUCACAUACUUUUAUUGUUCCUCCAAGGAGAAAACCUUCACGUCCUCAAGCACCUGCACGGUUGCCAAUUGAACUUGAGGAGCAGAACUACCCUCAUGAACUGCAAAAUUCAAGACCUUCAGCAAAUAUUACUCAAAGAAGACAACCGUCACGUCCUGAAGCACCUGCACAGUUGGCAAUUCAACAAGAGCAAAACUAUCCUCCAGAAUUUUUGCAAAAUUCCAGACCAGCGAAUAUUCCUCAAAGAAGACAACCAAAUCAACGUCUUCAGCCAUCAGAUUCUUUGCCAGAAACGCAUGAGCCAAGUCACACUGAAGAACAAUUUUCAAGACAUCCGUUGAGUGAUUCUUCACCAAUUAGUGAUAAGACUCUUGGUUCACCGUCAGCAGGUAGGAGGAAGCAAGGUACAAAGUAUCACUUUUGUGAAGGCCCGCAAUGUUUUAAGGGAGCAGAGAAAGAAACAUUAGAUGAUGAGGUUGAAGUCUCUACAACGUAUCCGUUCAACCUCAAACCAGGGACAACAUUCAACUGCGAUGAUAAAAUCAAGGGAGGCUACUACGCUGAUGUGGAGGCUGAAUGCUACGGCUACUUCAUUUGCUCCCAAGGAGCUAUUAAUGGACCGUUACUAAAGAGCCACUUCUGGUGUGGACCAACCACCAAGUUCAACCAACGCAGUCGUACGUGUCAAGCUGAAGCUAACGUCGCUUGUUCUGUGUCCCACAGAUACUACCACCUCAACAAGGACAUCCUUUCACUACCAGAUCCUGACGACCUUGUAAGGGAUUCCUUUGAGCCAUCAAAGGUCAAGUCAUGAUCUUCAGAUUCACCGAGUACCUAUUCUUAGAAUAUAAUAUUGUUAAGGUUGAUAAUUCUACUCUAUUAUAAUGUAAAUGUGGCACAGAGCUAAUUUGAAAAAUCAAACAGUUAACCCCAAGCUCACUUUUAAAAAACUAUUUUUUCAAAGCUAUUGUUUAAAAAGUUUAAAUGUCGUAUUCAAUGCAUAACACCAUAGACAAAAAGAAUGAAAUAUAGACUGUCAGCCGUGCUGUGGUUACCAUGGUUACCAUAGGUUCCGGCGCACACCGCUGUAGUUUACGUAGCGCGUACGCCGUAACUACCGUGGCGCUCCCAGCGGUGUGCGCCAGAACCUAUGGUAACCGCAGCACAGCUGACGGUCUAUAUUUCAUUCUUUUUGUCUAUGAUAACACUGACCAUCCCUUGUGCUGAGUAAAUUGUAAACAUGGGUUGUAAACAAUCUGUACAAAAGCGGGAAUAUCAAAAUUUGAAUAUAAACCUUAACUUUAAUUGCAAGUCUUGCCACCAGAUUUAUCAGUUUUCUAUUCACUCCCCGCAAACCGACUGAGCUCUUGUCAUAGUGAAUAAUUUAUUUGCUCAUUUGUCCUUUUGUAUUCAGCUUUACCUGCGUACAUGUGGAUUUUGUUUAUUAUUAUGUGUAUAUUAAUGAAUGUUAAGAAUGAGUGAUUAGUUUAUGUAUUCUAUAUUCUGUUCCAAGUCUGGAUUAAAAAAGAAAAACCUAUUUCAUUACUCUGUAUAUACUUAUGAAGCAAAGAAUGUACUUAUAUUGUACUAAAAGUUUAAAAUAUGUUUGUAAGCAAAAAUAUGAGUUUAUAUUAUUAUCUAUCAACUGUAAAGAAAAUUAUAAGUCACACAAUUUACUUAGGUACUCUUAAUUUUUACUGAGGAAUAUAUAUUUUUAAAUUUUAUACUUAAAGUUGGAUUAAUUGUGAGAAUAUAAUCUGUGAUUGUUGUGUUUAUUGAUAGAUUUUGUAUCAUUACUUUGUAUCUAUAGUUUGUACAUGUGUAUAGUAUUGAUAUUGAUAGGAAAACUGACUACCAGUAGUUAAAUUACAAAAAUGAAUGUUAGUUUUCUAAGAUGUAAAUAAAUAUAUCAUUUCAGCAAGGUGUUUAA
Macrosteles quadrilineatus (aster leafhopper) is the source of this 4658-nucleotide messenger RNA. RefSeq lists its product as uncharacterized. Gene Ontology annotation, molecular function: chitin binding. Gene Ontology annotation, cellular component: extracellular region. The coding region runs from base 135 to 3542 and encodes 1135 amino acids. The transcript has 8 exons. Lineage: Eukaryota; Metazoa; Arthropoda; Insecta; Hemiptera; Cicadellidae. The record is from RefSeq and is a predicted model, not a curated record.